Molecule: messenger RNA, 1842 nt
Organism: Culicoides brevitarsis
Lineage: Eukaryota; Metazoa; Arthropoda; Insecta; Diptera; Ceratopogonidae
Gene: Pen
Product: importin subunit alpha
Exons: 3
Coding region: 145-1725 (526 amino acids)
Biological process (GO): NLS-bearing protein import into nucleus
Cellular component (GO): cytoplasm; nucleus
Molecular function (GO): protein binding; nuclear import signal receptor activity
Source: RefSeq, a predicted model, not a curated record
AUGAAAGUGAUAACUCGCCUUCACGUCAAUUCGAGACAAUAAGCGUCGUUACAAAGCGUCAUUUCCCGCAUAUUUUAGUCAAAUUUACCUUGAAUUUCGUGCAUUAAACACUUAAAUUUAUCAUCUGAGAUCAAAGUCGAGAAGAUGUCGGAAAAUACGCAAGCGGGUCGCAUUGGUGCCUUCAAAACGUUGCAAAACAAGGGAAGUCAGGAGCUUUUGAGGCAACGGAGACACGAUGUUACCGUCGAAUUGCGCAAAAACAAAAAAGACGACCAACUUUUCAAGCGACGAAACAUUCAUACGGCCGAUGACGAGCCUUUGUCGCCGUUGCAGGAGAGCAAUGGACAAUCGCCGUCGACUUUUAACAUGACUGAUAUCGUAAAUGGGCUAAAUAGCAAGGAUCCGGUGCGCGAAUUCGAAAGUGUGCAAGCGGCAAGGAAAAUGUUGAGCAAAGAACGGAAUCCGCCGAUUGACACGAUGAUCGGGCAUGGCGUUGUUCCGAUUUUUGUCUCGUUUUUGGAGAGAUUUGAUAAUCCAAAAUUACAAUUCGAAGCUGCUUGGGCGUUGACAAAUAUCGCAUCAGGCACGUCGGAGCAAACAAAUGCCGUCAUCCAAUCAGGCGCCGUGCCAAAAUUCAUCGCGCUUCUCAUGUCGCCGGAGCAAAAUGUCGCCGAACAAGCUGUCUGGGCCUUGGGUAACAUCGCCGGAGAUGGUCCCAAUGCUCGUGAUUUCGUACUUUCGCACAACGUUGUCGACAACUUGUUGCGUCUCAUCGAAAAACCCAUUCAAAAUUCAUUCCUUCGCAACGUCGUAUGGCUGUGCAGCAACUUGUGCCGUAACAAAAACCCGCAUCCGCCUUUCGAAAAAAUCAAACCGUUGUUGCCUGUGCUCGCAGAGCUGCUCAAACACACUGACGACCAAAUUUUAGCGGAUUCCUGUUGGGCCCUGUCGUACGUUACGGACGACGAGGCAGAUAAAAUUCAAGCUGUCGUCGAUUCGGGAGCUGUUCCGUUGCUCGUGAACCUUCUGGAUUCCGAAAAUGUCGCCAUUAUCACGCCAACUUUGCGUACAGUUGGAAAUAUCGUCACUGGAAAUGACGUUCAAACAGAUGCCGUGCUAAAUGCGAACGUUUUGCCUCGUUUAGCGAAACUUUUGGAACACAAAAAACCCGCAAUCGUUAAGGAAGCGGCAUGGACUGUCAGUAACAUCACCGCUGGCAAUCAAGAUCAAAUCGGAUAUGUCUUGAGCAGCGAUGUCAUGGCUAAUUUAGUAAAAGUUCUCGAUUCGGGCGACUUUAAGAGUCAAAAAGAAGCAGCUUGGGCCAUCACAAAUACCACAACCGGCGGCAGCACUGAGCAAAUUAUCUAUUUGAUCGAAAAAUUCCCCGUCAUGAAGCCAUUCUGUGACUUACUCGAGUCGACAGACGCUCGCACGAUCAAAGUUGUCUUGUCGGGAUUGGAAAAUUUGUUCAAAUUCGCUGAGAAAAUCAACGGGGUUGAGAAUCUUUCGAUGCUCAUUGAGGAAAUUGGCGGUUUGGAUAAGCUGGAGAAUCUGCAGAGUCACGAGAACGAGGAUAUUUACAAGUCGUCGUUUGCCAUUGUCGAUAAAUACUUCAGUGAUGGCACGCAGGAGGAAGAGGGAUUGGCGCCUGCCGAGGAAAAUGGACAAUUGACGUUCAAUCCGACGGCAAAUGGCACCGAUGGCACAAAUAAUUUCAAUUUUUAAAAUUUCCAGUUAAUUUAUUAUGAAAGAAAAAAAAACGUCUCAUUCCCUGUAUUAUUAUUUGAAGUGAACUGAAUGGGAAAAUUGUUGAAUAAAACUAAUUUUGAUACAAAAAUUUAA